Cricetulus griseus (Chinese hamster) is the source of this 4477-nucleotide messenger RNA. The record is from RefSeq and is a predicted model, not a curated record. Lineage: Eukaryota; Metazoa; Chordata; Mammalia; Rodentia; Cricetidae.
GGGGAAAUGGGCGUGGCUAAAUUUAUUGCCAGGCGUUGUGGGGCUUACUAGCCUGGGAAGUCUCAGGGUUUGGAGUCGGGGGUCGCCGACAGGCACCCCCCACGAUCGGGGGGUAAGGAGAUGGCAGCACGCUGGAGCAGCGAGAACGUGGUGGUGGAAUUUCGGGACUCUCAGGCAACUGCCAUGUCUGUGGACUGUCUUGGGCAGCAUGCAGUGCUUUCUGGCCGAAGGUUCCUGUACAUCGUCAAUCUAGAUGCCCCUUUUGAAGGUCACCGCAAAAUCUCCCGCCAGAGCAAAUGGGACAUUGGAGCUGUGCAGUGGAACCCUCAUGACAGCUUUGCACACUAUUUUGCAGCUUCGAGUAAUCAACGGGUUGAUCUUUACAAGUGGAAAGAUGGCAGUGGGGAAGUUGGGACAACAUUGCAAGGCCACACUCGAGUAAUCAGCGACUUGGACUGGGCAGUAUUUGAGCCAGAUCUCCUGGUCACCAGCUCUGUGGACACCUACAUCUACAUUUGGGAUAUCAAAGACACAAGAAAGCCUACUGUUGCACUGUCAGCUGUAGCCGGUGCCUCCCAGGUCAAAUGGAAUAAAAAAAAUGCUAACUACCUUGCCACCAGCCAUGAUGGUGACGUACGGAUAUGGGAUAAGCGGAAACCCAGUACAGCAGUGGAGUAUCUAGCAGCCCACCUCUCCAAAAUCCAUGGCCUGGACUGGCACCCAGACAGUGAGCACAUCCUGGCCACCUCCAGUCAAGACAACUCCGUCAAGUUCUGGGAUUAUCGCCAGCCUCGGAAAUACCUCAAUAUUCUCCCUUGCCAGGUGCCUGUCUGGAAAGCCAGAUACACACCUUUCAGCAACGGAUUAGUGACUGUGAUGGUUCCCCAGCUGCGGAGGGAAAACAGCCUGCUCCUAUGGAAUGUGUUUGACUUGAACACUCCAGUGCACACCUUUGUGGGACAUGAUGAUGUGGUCCUGGAAUUCCAGUGGAGGAGACAAAAGGAAGGGUCCAAGGACUACCAACUCGUCACGUGGUCCCGGGAUCAGACAUUGAGGAUGUGGCGGGUAGAUUACCAAAUGCAGAGGCUCUGUGCCAAUGACAUACUGGAUGGUGUUGAUGAGUUCAUUGAGAGCAUUUCUCUUCUCCCGGAACCAGAGAAGACCCUACACACUCAAGACACAGAUCACCAGCCCAACUCAAGCCACGGAGAAGAAGAUGGUAAUGCAAUCGAUAUCCUAGCCUUAAAGGAAGAUCCUCCCAGCAGUUUGCUGGAAGAGAGGAAAUCAGACCAACUAGGCCUGCCUCAGACUCUGCAGCAGGAAUUCUCCUUGAUCAAUGUGCAAAUCCGGAAUGUCAAUGUGGAGAUGGACGCUGCAGACAGGAGCUGCACAGUGUCUGUGCAUUGUAGCAACCACCGUGUCAAGAUGCUGGUGACGUUCCCAGCACAGUACCCCAACAAUGCUGCUCCUUCUUUCCAGUUCAUUAACCCUACCACCAUCACAUCUGCCGUGAAAGCCAAGCUGCUGAAGAUCCUAAAGGACACUUCCCUGCAGAAAGUGAAACGCAACCAGAGCUGUUUGGAGCCCUGCCUGCGCCAGCUCGUCUCCUGCCUUGAGUCUUUCGUGAACCAAGAGGACAGUGCUUCUAGCAACCCAUUUGCACUCCCAAACUCUGUCACGCCGCCCUUACCGACAUUUGCACGGGUGACCACUGCUUAUGGAUCAUACCAGGAUGCCAAUGUUCCCUUUCCUAGGACCUCUGGGGCCAGGUUCUGUGGAGCAGGUUACCUGGUGUACUUCACAAGGCCCAUGACGAUGCAUCGCGCAGUGUCUCCAACAGAACCUACUCCUAGAUCUCUCUCAGCCCUAUCUGCUUAUCACACUGGCUUGAUUGCACCCAUGAAAAUCCGCACCGAGGCCCCCGGCAAUCUGCGUUUGUACAGUGGGAGUCCAACUCGAAGCGAGAAAGAGCAGGUCUCCAUCAGCUCCUUCUACUACAAGGAACGGAUGUCUCCUCGCUCUGCCCGGCGACGUUGGUCCAUACAAGCAAUUAACGACUUCCCGAAAUCAAGGAGGUGGAAAAGUAAGCGGGAAGGAUCGGACUCUGGCAAUCGACCCAUUAAGGCUGCUGGGAAGGUCAUCAUUCAGGAUAUUUCCUGCCUCCUUCCUGUUCAUAAGUCACUGGGAGAGCUGUACAUACUGAAUGUGAACGACACUCAGGAGACGUGUCAGAAGAACGCGGCCUCUGCCAUGCUUGUUGGAAGGAAGGAUCUCGUCCAGGUUUGGUCGCUGGCCACGGUAGCUACAGAUCUUUGCCUUGGUCCGAAAUCUGACCCAGAUUUGGAAACACCUUGGGCUCGACAUCCAUUUGGGCGACAGCUGCUGGAGUCCCUAUUGGCUCACUAUUGCCAACUCCGUGAUGUUCAGACCUUGGCUAUGCUCUGCAGUGUGUUUGAAGCCCAGUCCCGGCCUCAGGGGUUACCAAACCCUUUUGGGCCUUUCCCUAACCGUUCUUCUAAUCUUAUGGUAUCCCACAGUCGAUACCCCAGCUUCACCUCCUCAGGGUCCUGCUCCAGCAUGUCAGACCCAGGGUUCAACACCGGUGGCUGGAACAUAGCAGGAAGAGAGACAGAACACAUGUCUUCACCUUGGGGAGAGUCUUCUCCAGAAGAGCUCCGCUUUGGGAGUCUAACCUACAGUACUGACCCCCGUGAGCGGGAACGCGACCAGCAUGAUAAAAACAAAAGGCUUCUGGACCCUGCCAAUACGCAGCAGUUUGAUGACUUUAAGAAGUGCUACGGAGAGAUCCUCUACCGCUGGGGUCUGAGAGAGAAGCGGGCAGAGGUGCUGAAGUUUGUGUCCUGUCCUCCUGACCCUCACAAAGGGAUCGAGUUCGGUGUGUACUGCAGCCACUGCCGGAGUGAAGUCCGUGGCACACAGUGUGCAAUCUGCAAGGGCUUCACAUUCCAGUGUGCCAUCUGCCAUGUGGCUGUGAGGGGGUCAUCCAACUUCUGCCUGACCUGUGGGCAUGGCGGCCAUACAAGCCACAUGAUGGAAUGGUUUCGGACCCAGGAGGUAUGUCCCACUGGAUGUGGCUGCCACUGCCUGCUGGAGAGCACCUUCUGAACUUGAAAGGUGAUGGUAAUGUCCAAAAUCCCAGAGGACGCCAUAAAAUGCUGGAGGAGGCUUUCUGCUGCUGGUGGUGGAAAGUUCCAGAACCCGGGCUAUCCCCAGUGAUUCAGACUGUCACAGCAUCUGCUCCGCAUGAGACUUUGCCUUCCCUUCAGUAUGGCUGUCAGGGCAUGGAUGGUGCUGGUUGAAAGGAGGGGGAGCACAGAGUUUGCUUCCUGCACCGUCUAUUGAGUCCACAGUGGAUGCUUUCAUGGGGAAAAGCACCUGUUUCCAGAGCCAGCAUUAGCCUUUCAGGAGUUGUCCUUGAACCAGGAAUGGUCUCUCCAAAUGCCAGUACAAAAUCACAUCAGCUGCAAAAGACAGUCUCCCGAGCCAAAAGACACUGAGCCCAUGACAUCUGUGACUUUAGAAGCUGGUACCUUUGAUGAGUUAAUGAACAGAGGCCUUAUAAAAUAUAAUACUGAAGUGUAGUAUAUGAUGUACUUAGAUUUCUUUUUCCUAGUCCAGGCGCUUGAACUUGGGGCCUUGUACAUAAUAGUGAGCAGCUGUACCACAGAGUUACAUUCCCAGCCCCUUAAGGAGUCCUAAGAUGUAUAUAUUUUCAAGCUUGUCCUCCAUCUGCUUUUCCUGGACUAAUAAAGCUUUAUACUUGUUUGAGAGAGAGAGAGAGAGAGAGAGAGAGAGAGAGAGAGAGAGAGAGAGAGAGAGAGAACAGGAAGCUGACCGUUUUAGUGGUUCCUUUUGCAUUGUACUUCUGAUUGAAGUUAAUUGUUUUGGAAAGGACGAGAAUUAGUCCCGUGACUUCUAAAGAAAAUGCUGUUUGACUUUGAUCAUCUGACAGGAGGAAAUAGAAUCUGACAUCAAGGUUCUUCCUAGCCUCAAGAGUCUCAUAAUUAUUUCUCCUAGCAAAAGGGAAAUGAGAUUGCAUUUCAGCAUUGAUACCAAAGCCUCUCUCUGCCUCUGGACAUGCUCGCUGGGCUCCGGGGGGCCUUUUUACUUGAACUCCCUUGAAAACUCAUCUCAGUUCCUCCUUCAGGAUUUUUAGUGCUUUCACAUGCACGUAUACCAGGGAUGAGAAUAAAAACAAAACAAAAAGCCACUAUACUGAAAUUUCUGUCUUAGAAAUAUAAGUUCCUUGGACAUGUGGUCUCAGGUGGGGGAAAGGUACCUGCCACUAAGCUUAAUAACCUAAGUUCCAUCCCCAGGACUCACAUGAUGGGAGAACUGACUCACAAAAGUUGUUCUCUGACUUCCACAUGUGUGCUGUGAUGUGUGAAUGUACACACAGACACACACCAAAAAUGUAAUUAAAAAGUUGUAUGAUUCCAAAUUGAUUAACUUGGGA